Messenger RNA from Penicillium macrosclerotiorum, 1542 nucleotides. RefSeq names its product NAD-dependent succinate-semialdehyde dehydrogenase. The annotation marks the transcript as partial. The transcript has 2 exons. Gene Ontology annotation, molecular function: succinate-semialdehyde dehydrogenase (NAD+) activity. The record is from RefSeq and is a predicted model, not a curated record. NCBI's taxonomy places the organism in Eukaryota, Fungi, Ascomycota, Eurotiomycetes, Eurotiales, Aspergillaceae.
CCACACAAACUACUCCCAGCUUGUUCCAAGAUCCGUCCACUGCCCGUGAUGGCUUCCCUCUCGCCUCAACUGCCCGUUCCACUCGAAGACCUAAGCCUGUUUGAUGGGCGGGGUUUUAUCGCCGGGGAAUGGAAAUUCGCUGAGUCUACGAAGGCAUUUCCGGUUUUUGAGCCGUCAUCUGGAAACGUCCUAUCGCAAUGCGCCGAUUUCUCUCGGCGGGACUUUACGGAAGCUAUUGAACACGCGAACGGUGCCUAUCGGGAAUACUCCUUGAACACUACGGCCAAGCAAAAGGCUGCAUAUCUCCGACGCUGGAACGACCUGAUUUUAGAGAACGCUACAGACCUUGCUACGAUCGUAUCACUUGAAAAUGGAAAAACAUUCGCAGAAGCAAGGGGUGAAGUGCUCUACGCGGCCUCUUUCGUCUCUUGGUUUGCCGAGGAAGCUGUUCGUGCCUAUGGAGAUGUCAUUCCCUCUUCAUAUCCAAAAACGGCAGUCUUAACCAUGAAAGAGCCUGUCGGUGUGUGCAGUAUCAUAACACCCUGGAACUUUCCAGCUGCGAUGAUAACUCGCAAAGUCGCCCCAGCAUUUGCCGCAGGGUGUUCAGUGGUCAUCAAGCCACCUAGUGAAACCCCAUUUACCGCUAUUGCAUUGGUAAAGCUCGCGCUCAAAGCCGGGUUCCCACCUGGUAUCAUCAAUGUCAUCCCUACGAAAGAUCGAGAUGCGUCCUUGGAGCUAGCUACGCACCCCAAAGUCAGCAAGAUAAGCUUCACCGGCUCGACCAAGGUUGGAAAGAUGCUAUCUCAGCUGGCUGUUGGCACAAUGAAACGAAUGAGUAUGGAGCUUGGGGGAAAUGCGCCCUUUAUCGUUUUCGACGACGCAGAUCUCGACCAAGCUGUUGCAGCGGCUUUGAUUUGCAAAUUCCGCUCAUCUGGUCAGACUUGCGUUUGUGCCAAUCGACUCCUAGUGCACCAGGAUGUACUACAGGUCUUUACAGGCAAGCUGGUGCGCGCCCUGGAAUCUUUCAAACUCGGUCGUGGAAUUGAUGAAGGGGUGACCCACGGCCCACUGGUGAAUGCAGCUGCUGUUGAAAAGGUCAAGAGCCACGUAGCAGAUGCCCUUGAGAAGGGUGGUCGAUUGAGAUGCGGAGGGGAAGUGCCAACCCACUUAUCAUCUGGAUACUUUUAUUCGCCCACAGUCAUCACCAACGUAAACGACAGCAUGCUAGUUGCCCACGACGAGACUUUUGGACCCCUGGCCGCUAUAUUCUCCUUCGCAUCCGAGGAACAGGCGAUUGAAUUGGCAAAUGCCACAGAACUCGGACUGGCAGGAUAUUUCUUCAGCAAUGACGUGAAUCGCAUCCACCGUGUUGCACGUCGGUUGGAAUGCGGCAUGCUUGGAGUUAACACGGGACUGAUUAGCGCGGCGGAAACGCCUUUUGGAGGAAUCAAAGAAAGCGGCGUUGGGCGAGAGGGCAGCAAGUACGGAAUAGCCGAGUACCAGAACAUCAAGUCGGUCACUAUUGCGAUUUCAGACGCCUAG